UCACAGUGUGGAGAGGAAAAAGUCCAGGACACAACACGGAGUGGAUGUAAGGAGAGACGCGUUUAACAGUUUUGGGAGACAAGACAUGGACUUUUGACUUCACGUCGAAGAUUUGUGUUUUGGGUGAUCUGAUAUUUUUGCGCGUCGUUACGCACGAGAGAGCAACAGCUCCCGGUGUUCUGCAGAUCUCACCACAGCAGCGGGGUGUCCAGAUGAGAGCUGUAGCUCCAAAAGGUCUGAGGGGGCUCUGAGAUGCCUGCUGUAACCCUGCCAGGUGCCGUGUCCAGUGCUGUGGCGCCCUCUGCUGUGUGACCUAGGAAGGCAAGGAAGGGCAGGCAGGCAGCAUGGGGAACAUCCUGGAGGAAGGGAUGAACGAAGUCAUCGUCAGACACUACAACCACUCGGGGAAGUGGGACCUGCAUCGCAGCAGCAGCGCCUGUAAGAAGGCCGUGCUGCUUUUCAUCUGCGUGCUGAUCGUCCUGGAGAACCUCAUGGUCCUGCUCGCUCUCUGGAGGAACAAGCGCUUCCACAGCCGCAUGUACUUCCUCAUCGGAAACCUAGCGCUGUCAGACCUGCUGGCCGGUGUGGCCUACGUGGUGAACAUCUUCACCUCAGGGCGCAACACCUACUUCCUGACGCCGGUGCAGUGGCUGGCCAGAGAGGGGAGCAUGUUUGUGGCCCUCAGCGCGUCCACGUUCAGCCUCCUGGCCAUUGGGAUCGAGAGGCACAUGACUAUGGUGCGUUUGCGUCCGUGUGAGACAGCAGGUCGGGGGAGACUUCUCGGGCUGCUGGCAGCCUGCUGGCUUGUGUCAGUGCUGCUCAGUGCCCUGCCCAGCCUGGGCUGGAACUGCCUGGACAACAUGACCUCCUGCUCCACGGUGCUGCCGCUCUACGCUAAGAGUUACGUGGCCUUUUGCAUCAGUGUCUUCAGCGCGCUGCUGGUGGCCAUCAUCAUCCUCUACAUCAGGAUCUACCGCCUGGUGACCUCUAGCGGCCGCAGGGUGAGCAGCCGGCCUUCGGAGCGCUCGCUGACCCUGCUGCGGACAGUGGUGAUCGUUCUGGGAGUGUUUGUCAUGUGCUGGACCCCGCUCUUCCUCCUGCUGCUGCUGGAUGUGGGUUGCAGCCCAAAUAAGUGCCCCGUGCUCUACCAGGUGGACUGGUUCAUCGCCUUGGCCGUGCUCAACUCUGCCCUCAACCCCCUGAUUUACACUCUGUCCAGCAGGGAGAUGAGGGCGGCGUUCUUCCGGCUGCUGUGCUGCUGUCAGAGCAGCAUGGAGUCCACUGGGACUGCUGUGGCGGGCAACCCCCACCUGGGCACUGUCAUCCCUACGGCGGAGAACAGCAAGACGAGUUUGGGCGGGGGAGGGGGCAGUGGGGCUGGCAAGACCACGCUGAACAGAGGGAAGGUUCCCGCGCCUACGAACUCUGACAACAAGCAUGGAGACCCCUCAGCCACUGCUGUGCCUCACCCACCCGGACCUGCAGACCUGCUCUCAGCUGUGCUGGUGAAGGCGGGGGCGCUGCCACCCCUCAGCAAGUUCUGAGCAGAAGCACCUUAAUGAGGCCCGACAGUCACACAGUUGCAGAACUGACAUACUCCUGCUAUCAGCCACUUUUUGUUAAUGCACUACGGCCGGUGUAGCCAGAAGAAGACGAAGUGAUGAUAUUCAGUUGGAACCACGCAAGUGCAGAUGAGAGUACGACCACAUCAACCAAAGCCACUAUUUUCAUCAGCUCUACAAUAUUACUGCCAACACCGGAGAGACUGACAGGUUGUGUUUGUCUUACAUGAUGAUUAAUGUUGACAUUUCGAAAUUACGAAUUACAAAAGGAGAAUUUCAUGGACUAAUACCAAGCCCCAAGGCAAACCUCUUGGCCUGAUUCAACAGCAGAUUAUAAUAUUAACUUUAUCAGUGUUCUUUUUUUUUUUUUUUGGUUCAUUGUGUCACUAUAAGCAGAAAAGAUUAACUGGGGCACUUUUUUUUUGCAUGUGCUAUAUGCAAGUACUCAUAAGACACCAGCAUUUUCCAUCACAGCCUGACUUGGUAAACUAUUUAUUUUCUGUGAAAACAUUUGCCAUCUUAAUACUAUUAGUAUAACUUUUUGUUAUAGUUUGUGUGCAUGUAAACCAUCAUGGUACUACGACUUCAGUGUUGAUUUUGUUACAAUAUGAGAUGCACUGUGAGAGAAAACAUGACUAGAGCUGCAAUGAUUAAUCAGUUAGUUGUCUGAAAUUAAUCACCAACUAUGUUUUUAAUCAAUGUAUUAUUUUUUAAGGUAAAAAGACUAAAUUAUUUAAUUACAGCUUCUUAAAUAUAAAUAUGUUCUGGUUUCUUUACUCUGAAUUUCUGAAUUCUGAAUAUCUUUAUUUUAUGGACAAAACACAUCCGAGGACCUCAUCUCAGGCUUAGGAAAACACUGAUCCACACUUUCAACCAUUUUCUAAUGUUUUAAUACAUUUUAACAACUAAUUGAUAAAUAAAGACAAUGUUUGACAGAUUAAAGGAGCACUAUGUAGUUUUGGAGCAGAAAUUCAAACUCAGAAUUGUAAUAUAUACAAUAUUAAUGAGGUAAUAACACAAACUCAUUUAUCUUCUCCCUAUCUGUAUAAAUAAGCUGAGGAAAAUAAGGUCCUCAGAACACUGUCUGAAGCAGGAAACGUGGCAGGGUCCGCCACGUAUAAUCAGAAUCAAACAGGAUGAAAUUGUGUUGGAACUUUAAGUCAGUUUGUUUAUUCAGUUUUAUUCAGUCAUGAAGAGAGUUUGUUUUUGAGUGUGUUUAGGCAUAAAAAAAUGUCAAUCCACUGUGGGAAACUUUUCACCCUUUUCUCAAAGUUUAACGCCAAACAACUAAUCAAUUAAUCCAGAAAAUAAACAACAAAUUAAUUUAAAAAAAUGGAAAUAAUGGUGAGUUGCAGCUUUAAAAAAACAAAAAAACAAACACUGUUUACUGUCAACGUAUUUCUUUUUUUUUUUUUUUGUCAGACUAGCGGCCUCCUGAGGCUGCGAUGCUCAUUAUGCACCAGUGAAGUGAAGAUUGCCAUUAAAAAAGAUUCUGGACCACCACUAGUGGGCGAGAGCGUGAAGCGAUUGACGCUCCAGCAGGAGGUGUGUGUUUGAGGGUUCUGUUCAGCGGUUUUCACCGGAACUGACUCGUCUUUCACCGUCAGCAGCAGCUGCACUCUGAGCUGGAUUAGCGUGGCUCACAACUACACUCAUGGACAGUUUUUGCUUUUUUUUCUUUCCUCAUCAGCACAUCUAGAAACCACUCGCACGUCAACUAACCACUAGUGAAUAGGAGUUUUGGAUGUGAAUUGUUUAAUGGCAGUAGACUGUAAAUGACAUUUUCUGCCUAGGGUGGUGCAGUGCCUGAUACCAUUAUAUAGCAAAUAAAAUAAAAUCCUAUUCCCUUUUAUGAGA
Messenger RNA from Acanthopagrus latus (yellowfin seabream), 3419 nucleotides. RefSeq names its product sphingosine-1-phosphate receptor 3a (gene s1pr3a). NCBI's taxonomy places the organism in Eukaryota, Metazoa, Chordata, Actinopteri, Spariformes, Sparidae. Gene Ontology annotation, molecular function: sphingosine-1-phosphate receptor activity. The coding region runs from base 345 to 1544 and encodes 399 amino acids. The transcript has 2 exons. Gene Ontology annotation, cellular component: membrane. The record is from RefSeq and is a predicted model, not a curated record. Gene Ontology annotation, biological process: G protein-coupled receptor signaling pathway.